Molecule: messenger RNA, 690 nt
Organism: Apodemus sylvaticus (European woodmouse)
Lineage: Eukaryota; Metazoa; Chordata; Mammalia; Rodentia; Muridae
Gene: Spmip5
Product: chromosome 1 C10orf82 homolog
Exons: 5
Coding region: 1-690 (229 amino acids)
Source: RefSeq, a predicted model, not a curated record
AUGGAGUCUCCCAAGACCUUCAUGAGAGAGCUGCCCAUCACACCAGGAUACUGUGGCUUCAUACCAUGGCUCAGUUGCCAGGAAAGCACCAGCGAGGACCGCAUGAAUCCCUGUGUGAAAGCGUUCCAGGAGAGAACCCAGAGGUACAAGGAGGAGCAGCAGGCACUAAACUGGUGUGUGGCCAACACGCGGCCACUGAAGCCCAUCUGUUCUGAGGACACGGUCCUGUGGGUGUUGCAUGAGUAUGCCAAGAAGUACCACCCCCUGACUCUGGAAUGCAAAAAUGAGAAGAAACCGCUGCACGAGCCCCCUAUCCCUGGCUGGGCAGGCUACCUGCCCAGAGCCAAGGUCACUGAAUUCGGCUAUGCCACGAGGUAUACCAUCAUGGCCAAAAAGUGCUACGAGGACUUCCUGGGUUUGGUGGCACAAGCCAAGAGGGCUCAACUGAAGCCAUAUGAGCAAACAUACGAUGUGAGGGUUGCCCAGCCUUUUAACCCUUCUCCAAAAGUCUUGCAGCUGCAAGGUCUCCCACCCUCGUACCCAGAAUCCUCUAGCACAGGUCAAACACCCCCAAGUGAGGACCCCCAGGCUCCCAAGCCCUGUGGCUGUGCUCAGUGGUCCAGUCUGUCAUGCAGCAGGAAUGUGUAUGGAGAGCCACCGUCCUUGGCAAAGACAUUUGCAGAGAGCUAG